Messenger RNA from Pimephales promelas (fathead minnow), 1557 nucleotides. It is a transcript of the gene cnpy2, whose product is annotated as canopy FGF signaling regulator 2. The record is from RefSeq and is a predicted model, not a curated record. NCBI's taxonomy places the organism in Eukaryota, Metazoa, Chordata, Actinopteri, Cypriniformes, Leuciscidae. Gene Ontology annotation, cellular component: endoplasmic reticulum.
AGAAGAACCGAACUGUGGCCGAUCUCAGGUCAGCCGCUGAGCCACACUCAUCCUGUGUGCACGUCAUCAGUUCAUCUUCGCGUGUGUGUGCGGUGCGGUGCGUUUAAAGAAAACGGUGGGGAUGGAAAGACAUUUUCACGUGGUUAUCUUCUGUGCGUUGAUCUCUUUGCACCUAAUGUUGGUCCAAGGAGCCAGACAAGACAUCAAAUGUGGAGCAUGCAGGGCGUUAGUUGAUGAAAUGGAAUGGGCCAUAUCACAAGUAGAUCCCAGGAAAAUGAUCCAGACGGGAUCAUUUAGGAUUAAUCCUGAUGGCAGUCAGUCAGUAAAAGAGGUUCCCUAUUCUCGCUCUGAAGGUCAUCUCCUUGAACUGAUGGAAGAGGUUUGUGAGAAGAUGAAUGAUUACGGUGAACGUGUUGACCCUGCCACCAAUCGAAAGACAUACGUGAGGCACGCGGCCCGUGACGGCGCUGCCAUGGACCUUUCCGAUGUGGCCUUUGACUCCAGAGUCACAUCCAGUUUAAAGUUUGCUUGUGAAACGAUCGUUGAGCAGCAUGAGGACGAACUUAUUGAAUUCUUUUCUCAUGAGAUAGACAACGUUAAAGACAAGCUCUGCAGUAAGAGGACAGAUCUUUGUGACCACGCUCUGAAGAUACCACACGACGAGUUAUGAGCCGAGCAGCUUUACCAGUGUGUUCACCUGAUAACCUUCAGCUAACACACUGAUUCUCUUACUUGUUGAGGACACUGAACAUGCUGAGAUCUACAUUAUGUGAUGUACUUGACCCUAUGGGUUAACUGUUGACCUGUUCAACUGUAUUAAUGGCGUUAACAUCGAAAUUGUUCAUUGUCAUUUAUUAAAGCUGACGUUCUACAGCUAAAAUGAGAUCUCUUUAUGAGUCUCUCCAAUGGUUAUACUUUUAUAUUUAACACUAUUUGGAUGCACUUAGUUUUUAGUUUAGAAGAUCAUUUGCAGUAUAUUUAUUACGAGCACAGAUUGUGGGAUGCUUUCAGGUCACGAAUCUGAGCAGAUUAUUAGUUAAAGUCUUAAACUAUUAGGCUGUCAUCACUUUAUAUGGAGAAAUAUACACAGUUUACCAUCUUUUGUGUUUUCUACCCAAAUAAAAAUUAAUUGGUAGUUUCUUCUGUAUUCAUCAACAUUUGUUGUUUGUAUCCAGUAUGCAUUCUGCUAUAUGGAUACUAUCAUGUUAUAUUGUGUGUUUUUUUUUAAUAAUUCAGAAAUCCACGUGAAUAAUUAGAACAAUCUUGUUUUUUUAAGCUCCCAAUUUAUUUUUUCACUAGUAUGGAGCCAUGGUGUUUUAAUAUUUAGUAGCACAAAGCGGUCUUAAUAUUCAAAGAGAUAACAGCUUCAGGAGGUUUUAAUCACAAUGUGUUUUGCAACCCUGGAACUUGAGAGUGAAUUUUGAUAAGUUUUAAGGGGUGAAACUUCCAGCAUUAAGAUGUACGACACUAGAACGACAAAGAAAUAUACAACUGUACUUGCUACUAAAUGUGGUCCUACCUCAGGAGGGUGAAAAAUUAAAAAUGUAUUUUACAAUA